Molecule: messenger RNA, 5057 nt
Organism: Spea bombifrons (plains spadefoot toad)
Lineage: Eukaryota; Metazoa; Chordata; Amphibia; Anura; Pelobatidae
Gene: ABCC1
Product: ATP binding cassette subfamily C member 1
Exons: 32
Coding region: 58-4635 (1525 amino acids)
Biological process (GO): glutathione transmembrane transport; xenobiotic transport
Cellular component (GO): basolateral plasma membrane
Molecular function (GO): ATP hydrolysis activity; glutathione transmembrane transporter activity; ATP binding
Source: RefSeq, a predicted model, not a curated record
UCCUGCCUGUGUCUCCCUGAGCUGCCAGAGUGCCGGCUGCUCCCGCCGGGCCCCGGGAUGGAAACCUUUUGCAGCUAUGACGGCACCGAGCGCUUUUGGGAUGCAAAUCUUACCUGGUACACAGAAAACCCAGAUUUCACCAAGUGCUUCCAAAACACGGUCCUGGUAUGGAUCCCGUGCAUCUACCUCUGGCUGUGUUUACCCUUCUAUGCUUUAUACCUCCAACGCAACGACCAGGGUUACAUACAAAUGUCACCUCUCAGCAAGGCCAAAACCGCUUUGGGCUUCUUCUUAUGGCUCGUCUGCUGGGCAGAUCUCUUCUACUCUUUCUGGGAAAGGAGUCAAAGUAUUUAUCGAGCUCCUGUUUUUGUUGUGAGCCCCACGGUUCUCGGUAUAACGAUGCUGCUAGCCACCUUUUUAGUCCAGUACGAGCGGAUCAAAGGAGUGCAGUCUUCGGGUCUGAUGUUGAAUUUUUGGAUUAUAGCUGUGCUAUGUGCCACGAUAAUCUUUAGGUCCAAAGUUAUAAACGCCUUAAAACCGGAUGUCAGAAUAGAUGUAUUUAGGGACGCCACAUUCUAUACAUACUUUGCACUGAUCUUGGUAGAGCUGAUAUUGGCUGCCUUUCCAGACCGACCUCCUCUCUUCUCCGAAAGAGUCAAUGAUCCGAAUCCGUGUCCAGAAGCGAGUUCGUCCUUUCUUUCUAAAAUCACAUUCUGGUGGAUUAGUAGCUUGAUGGUUCAAGGAUAUAAACGACCUUUAGAAGCAAAAGAUUUAUGGUCAUUGAACAAAGAAGACACAUCCAUUGAAGUUGUUCCUGUAUUGGCUAAAAAUUGGGAAAAGGAAUACCUAAAGGCAAAAAAGCAACCUUUGAAACUGGUGUAUUCUCCAAAGAAGCCAGAGAAGCAAACUCACUCAACUGAUGAUGUGCACGAGGAAGCCGAGGCUCUGAUCAUGAAGCCACAGCCGAAGGAAGUCGAACCAUCCCUCUUCAAAGCUUUAUACAAAACGUUUGGCCCAUACUUCUUCAUGAGUUUCUUUUUCAAAUUUAUUCAUGAUGUCCUUAUGUUUUCUGGACCUGAAAUCUUAAAGUUGCUUAUAAAGUUUGUUGGAGAUAAGAAUGCACCGAACUGGCAGGGGUACUUGUACACGGCUCUGUUGUUUUUCUGCGCCUGUCUGCAAACACUCAUCUUGCACAAGUACUUUCACAUUUGCUUUGUGACUGGAAUGAGACUGAAAUCCGCGGUCACCGGACUGGUUUACCGUAAGGCUCUAGUGAUAAGUAACUCUGCGAGGCGUACCUCCACCAUUGGGGAAAUUGUUAAUCUUAUGUCCGUUGAUGCACAGCGGUUUAUGGAUUUGGCCACAUACAUAAACAUGAUUUGGUCUGCUCCACUUCAGGUCAUUCUGGCUCUUUACCUGUUGUGGCAGAACCUGGGUCCAUCCGUAUUGGCAGGCGUUGCUGUUAUGAUUCUUCUGGUCCCUGUGAAUGCAGUUAUAGCGAUGAAAACUAAAAAGUACCAGGUGGUCCAAAUGAAAUGCAAGGAUAACCGAAUCAAGCUAAUGAAUGAAAUAUUAAACGGUAUCAAAGUGUUGAAGCUUUACGCCUGGGAAUUGGCCUUUAAGGAGAAAGUAUUGGGAAUCCGACAGGAGGAGCUGAAAGUGCUGAAGAAAUCGGCUUACCUCUCUGCCGUGGGCACCUUCACCUGGGUCUGCGCUCCUUUCCUAGUUGCUUUGUCGACGUUUGCGGUUUAUGUUCUGAUCGAUAAGAGCAAUGUCCUGGAUGCGGAAAAGGCUUUUGUUUCGUUGGCCUUGUUUAAUAUUCUCAGGUUCCCGUUAAACAUGUUGCCGAUGGUUAUCAGCAGCAUGGUGCAGGCAAGUGUAUCUUUAAAGCGUCUGAGAGUAUUCUUAUCUCAUGAAGAACUUGAGCCUGAAAGCAUCGUUCGAGAGCCUCUGAAAAAUUCUGGAGCCAGUAUUGACAUGAAGAAUGCUACAUUCUCGUGGUCUAGGAAUGACCCUCCCUCACUAAAAGAAAUUAACGUUGCUAUCCCAGAUGGCUCCUUGGUUGCAGUUGUUGGCCAAGUUGGCUGUGGAAAAUCUUCCCUCCUGUCUGCUCUGCUGGGAGAAAUGGAGAAGAAAGAUGGCUACGUAACUUUAAAGGGGUCUGUGGCUUAUGUUCCCCAACAAGCCUGGAUACAGAAUGCAUCGCUAAAGGAUAAUGUCCUGUUUGGACAAGAGAGCAAUGAGUCAAUGUACAAGAAAGUAAUAGAAGCGUGCGCGCUUCUUCCUGACUUAGACAUUCUGCCCUCUGGAGACAGGACAGAAAUCGGAGAAAAGGGCGUGAAUCUAUCUGGAGGUCAGAAGCAGAGGGUAAGCCUUGCCCGUGCAGUUUAUUGUAACAGUGAUGUCUACUUGCUCGAUGACCCCUUGUCUGCUGUGGAUGCUCAUGUUGGAAAACACAUCUUUGAUCAUGUUAUUGGACCUAAGGGGAUUCUUAAGGAUAAAACUCGAAUUCUUGUAACCCAUGGUGUGAGUUAUCUGCCACAAAUGGACUCCAUUAUAGUGAUGGUUGAAGGGAAAAUUACUGAAGUCGGGUCCUAUCAAGAACUUUUGAAACAAGAUGGAGCAUUUGCAGAGUUCCUCCGUACAUACGCCAACGCCGAACAAAACACGGAGGAAGACAGUACAGAGGUUGAAGAAGAGGAAGAAACUCCAAGUCCAUCUGAAGAGAAGCAUCUGGAAAAUGGCAUCCUAUUUAGGGAGAGGAAUGAGAAACUCCUCCAGAGACAACUCAGCACUUCUUCAGAAACAAGCAAGAGUAUUCAUCAAAACAGCACGGCGGAUUUGAAGAAGCCAGGAGCUGAGAAAGAAGACUGGAAGCUGACGGAAGCAGACAAAGCAAAAACCGGAAGCGUCAAGUUUACAGUGUUCUGGGAAUACAUGAAGGCUAUUGGACUCAUCCUCUCUUUCAUUAGUAUCAUCCUGUUUUUGUGCAACCACAUGUCCUCAUUGGCCUCCAAUUACUGGCUCAGUCUGUGGACCGAUGACAAGGUCAUUAAUGGAACCCAACAAAACACAAAAAUGAGACUCUCUGUUUACGGCGCACUGGGAAUGUCACAAGGUAUUGCUGUUUUCGGAUAUUCCACCACCGUGUCUUUAGGAGGGAUUCUUGCAUCCCGGUAUCUCCACAUGGACCUGCUACAUAAUGUCCUCCGCUUUCCCAUGAGCUUUUUUGAGCGGACUCCCAGUGGGAACCUGGUGAAUCGAUUCUCAAAGGAGAUAGACACCAUUGAUUCUAUGAUUCCUCAGAUUAUUAAGAUGUUCAUGGGAUCCUUAUUCAAUGUUAUCGGAGCUUGCGUAGUAAUUCUCAUCGCAACGCCUAUUGUAGCUGUCAUUAUCCCACCACUGGGCUUAAUUUACUUCUUUGUACAGAGGUUUUAUGUGGCUACGUCGCGGCAGCUGAAACGACUGGAGUCCGUGAGCCGUUCCCCUGUAUAUUCCCAUUUCAAUGAGACUCUUCUAGGAGCCAGCGUUAUCCGUGCAUUCGGGGAACAGAAACAAUUCAUAACGAUCAGUGACUCGCGAGUGGAUGAGAAUCAAAGAGCUUACUACCCCAGCAUUGUCUCAAACAGGUGGUUGGCCAUUAGACUGGAGUUUGUCGGGAACUGCAUAGUGCUCUUCGCCUCCUUAUUCGCUGUGAUCUCCAGGUAUACGCUGAGCCCUGGAUUGGUUGGCCUCUCCAUCUCCUAUGCUCUGCAGGUCACUACGUACCUCAACUGGCUGGUCCGGAUGUCUUCAGAACUGGAAACCAAUAUUGUUGCAGUGGAGAGAGUAAAGGAGUAUUCUGACCUGGAGCAAGAAGCUCCUUGGACCAUUCAGCAGGCAGCGCCUGAAAACAGCUGGCCUAAAGAAGGAAAAAUAGAGUUUAGAAACUUCUGCUUGCGUUACCGCGAAGAUCUGGACCUUGCACUCAAAAACAUCAAUGCUACUAUACACGGAGGAGAGAAGGUCGGAAUUGUCGGCAGAACUGGAGCCGGCAAAUCAUCUCUCACACUUGGAUUGUUUCGCAUUAAUGAAUCGGCUGGAGGAGAGAUUGUAAUAGAUGGAUAUAACAUUGCCGAUAUUGGGCUUCAUGACCUCCGUUUUAAGAUUACAAUUAUCCCGCAGGAUCCGGUUUUGUUUUCUGGUUCCCUGCGGAUGAAUCUUGACCCCUUUGAGAAGUACACCGAUGAAGAGAUCUGGUCUGCAUUAGAACUCGCCCACCUAAAGAACUUUGUCUCUGGUCUCCCUGACAAGCUCAAUCACGAGUGUGCAGAAGGAGGAGAAAACCUCAGCAUUGGCCAGAGGCAGCUGGUGUGCUUGGCUCGAGCGCUGCUUCGCAAGACAAAAAUCCUUGUGUUGGAUGAAGCCACGGCGGCCGUAGACUUGGAGACCGACGGUCUCAUCCAGUCAACCAUCAGAAAAGAAUUUGAAGACUGCACAGUUAUAACAAUCGCUCACCGCCUAAACACCAUCAUGGAUUACACUAGGGUGAUUGUCCUGGAUAAAGGUCAGAUUGUAGAAUUUGAUUCUCCAAACAGCCUCCUUCAGAAGAAAGGCAUUUUCUAUAACAUGGCAAAAGAUUCUGGCUUAGUUUGAGAUUCCAGCUGCUGUUAUUUCAAGGAAUGCACUUUCCCAAGAAGACAUCUUGCUGGACAGCCGCUUUGCCGGACCGCGUUCAUGAUCAAACUACACUUCACUACCAGAUCCAGAUACGCAGAACCAUUUUCUUUCUUGUAGGUUUGAUAUUUUGCUGACUUGACAUUAGGCUGCCGAGAUUGGCAGUCACCUAAAAAACAUAUGACUUGUUGCUGUUGCAUAAAGUUCUAAUUUAUGCUUGUAUGUUGAUUUCGAAUGUACGUUGCUAUAUGGUGGCAUUUAAAGAUGGAACCAAAUCAGGGGUUCUAGUUGGUUUUUAUCAGCCAUGACCAGAGCCGGAUGAUUGUCCGCAGUUUAUGUGAUGCAUCUACUUGUAUAUUGUCAGGUUAUUUAAAUAAGCUAAAGGCUGAAUUGCUAGAACA